This is a messenger RNA of Physeter macrocephalus (sperm whale), 825 nucleotides long. RefSeq names its product zinc finger protein 740-like. Gene Ontology annotation, molecular function: DNA-binding transcription factor activity, RNA polymerase II-specific. The transcript has a single exon. Gene Ontology annotation, biological process: regulation of transcription by RNA polymerase II. The record is from RefSeq and is a predicted model, not a curated record. Lineage: Eukaryota; Metazoa; Chordata; Mammalia; Artiodactyla; Physeteridae. Gene Ontology annotation, cellular component: nucleus.
CUUCAGACAGUAGGCAGGAGCCAGGCAGAGACCAGGGAUUCUUGGAACAUCUUUCUUCCUUUUGGAGGACACUAAGUUCUGUUUGAAGACAAAGGCAGUUCAGUAUGGCAGCAGGACUGAAGGGACACGAAGGAGUUGUUACAGUGAUUUGGUGACAGUUCUUCAAACAACAGUGUCUUAAGGAAAGGUGGAUCGAGAAACUCCUGAACUUUUGGGUUGCGUUAAGUGAGAAAUCAGCAUGGCUCAGGCAAGUCUCCUGGCUUGUGAAGGCCUAGCAGGUGUGAGUUUGGUUCCCACUGCAGCCAGCAAGAAGAUUAUGCUGAGCCAGACUGCCAGCAAGCAGGCCGAGAAUGGAGAGCGGGCAGGUAGCCCUGAUAUGCUGAGGUGCUCGAGUCAGAGCCACUGAAAAGACAGCGAUAAGUCCUGGAGCCGCAAAGACGAUGACAGCUUGGCUGAGGCAUCUCAUUCAAAAAAGACUGUUAAAAAUGUGGUGGUAGUGGAACAAAAUGGUUCUUUUCAAGUAAAGAUUCCCAAAAAUUUUGUUUGUGAACACUGCUUUGGAGCCUUUAGGAGCAGUUACCACCUCAAGAGGCACAUCCUUAUUCAAACUGGUGAGAAGCCAUUUGAGUGUGACAUUUGUGAUAUGCGCUUCAUCCAGAAGUACCACCUGGAGCGUCACGAGCGUGUACACAGUGGGGAAAAGCCUUACCAGUGUGAACGGUGUCAUCAGUGUUUUUCUCGGACAGAUCGAUUACUCAGACACAAACGGAUGUGCCAAGGGUGCCAGUCCAAGACUUCCGACGGGCAGUUUUCUCUAUAGGCGCA